AUGAUGAUCACAACUUCCAUUUAUGUGAGUAUUAAAAUAUGCCAGUUUCUACAAGUAGGCCUUGGAAUCUCAGCCAACACCUUCCUCCUUCUCUUCCACAUCUUCACGCUACUACUGGAUCACAGAUGUAAGACCACUGACCUAACCACCUUUCACUUGGUCUUUGUGCACAUAAUGAAACUCUUCACUGUGCUGUUUUUGAUGUCUACGGACCUGUUUGAAACACUAAACUUUCUGAAUGAUUUCAAAUGUAAGGCUUUAUUCUGCAUGAUCCGAGUGACACGGGGUCUGCCCAUGAGCACUACUUGCCUCCUGAGCAUCCUCCAGGCCAUCAUCAGCCCCAGCACCUCCUGGUUGGCCAGGUUUAAACAAAAGUGUUCAAAGUACAUCUUCCAUUCUUUUCUCAUCUUAUGGUUUCUCAGUUUGUCUCUCAAUAGUAACUGCAUCUUGUAUACUGCUGCUUCUAAUAUCACCCAGAGAAAGCUACUGCAUGUCAGUAAAUACUGUUCACUAUCCUCAGCAAGCUCCUUUGCCAGGGGACUGCUUUUCAUUUUGACAUUACCUAGAGAUGUCUUCUUUAUAGGAGCCAUGUUUCUCUCAAGUACCUACAUAUUGGUUCGCUUGUCCAGGCAUCAGAGGCGGUGCCAGCACCUUCACAGCACCCACCUCUCCUCACGAUUCUCCCCAGAGAGAAGGGCCACACAGACUGUCCUGUUGUUGGUGAGUUUCUUUGUGGUCGUGUACUGGGUGGACGCCAUCCUCUCCUUCUCUGCAACAUUGUUAUGGACAUAUGACCCAGUUAUCCUAGAUUUCCAGAAGCUUGUGUCGAAUGUCUAUGCCAUGGUCAGUGUGUUAGUGGUAAUUUGUUCUAAUAAAAAUAAAAACGUGUUUCCAAAGUGUGGAAAAUUUUCAAUCAAUGUAUAA
Molecule: messenger RNA, 924 nt
Organism: Hyaena hyaena (striped hyena)
Lineage: Eukaryota; Metazoa; Chordata; Mammalia; Carnivora; Hyaenidae
Product: putative vomeronasal receptor-like protein 4
Biological process (GO): G protein-coupled receptor signaling pathway
Cellular component (GO): membrane
Molecular function (GO): pheromone receptor activity
Source: RefSeq, a predicted model, not a curated record